AUGAUGAUCUACUACUUGAGGAGGAGGAAGUUGGGAAGGCUCUUGGAACAAGUUUUUGAUCCUGCUCCAAUAAUGGCUUCAUCUCAGGAUGGAUGUCUAUCUGUGGGCUCCGCUGUGGCUGGAAGGAGAAUAGCAAACAUGGAGCUUUCUUGUCGUGCAUCCUUGGAAGAGGAAUUUACUCACAUCAAACAGAGCGAAACUAUUGAAGAUCAGAGAAUUCUCACUGAUGACGAAUUACUUCAAAAGGCACAUUUGGCUAUGGAAUUUGAGGAAGUGGCAACAAAUGAAGAGAUAGCAUGGAAGCAAAGAUCAAGGAUACAAUGGUUGAAAUAUGGUGAUAAGAACACCAAUUGUUUUCACAGAAUUGCUACGGUUCACAAAAGAUUUAAUUCCAUGGAUCAUUUAGACGUGGAUGAGCUUCAUGAAACUUCAGUGAUCUUUAGUGAAGAACGAAUAGGUUACAAAGACAAUUUGAGGAGGAGGAAAUUCUGGAGUGUAUCAAUUUAUGUGCUAUGGAGAAGGCUCCUAGACCGGAUGACUUUUGAAAGGAGCUUUAAUGCUACCUUUAUAGCUUUGAUCCCUAAGAAAAUAGGUGUUGCUGAUCUAAAGGACUACAGGCCAAUAAGUUUGGAAGGUGGAGUCUACAAAAUUAUUGCAAAGCUACUAGCAAAAAGGUUGAAUAAAGUGGUGAGUAAGCUGAUCAACAAACAUCAGAUGGCUGUUAUAACAGGGAGACAAAUUAUGGAUGUUGCACUCAUAGCUAGUGAAUGUAUUGAUUCAAGAAUGAAGGGAGUGGAACCUGGUGUUAUGUGCAAACUUGAUAUUCAGAAAGCCUAUGACCAUGUAAAUUAG
This is a messenger RNA of Lycium barbarum (goji berry), 852 nucleotides long. RefSeq lists its product as uncharacterized. The record is from RefSeq and is a predicted model, not a curated record. The coding region runs from base 1 to 852 and encodes 283 amino acids. Lineage: Eukaryota; Viridiplantae; Streptophyta; Magnoliopsida; Solanales; Solanaceae. The transcript is spliced from 4 exons.